Poecile atricapillus (Black-capped chickadee) is the source of this 3732-nucleotide messenger RNA. It is a transcript of the gene ASB6, whose product is annotated as ankyrin repeat and SOCS box containing 6. Lineage: Eukaryota; Metazoa; Chordata; Aves; Passeriformes; Paridae. Gene Ontology annotation, cellular component: BRCA1-BARD1 complex. The coding region runs from base 708 to 1985 and encodes 425 amino acids. The transcript is spliced from 6 exons. Gene Ontology annotation, biological process: intracellular signal transduction; protein ubiquitination. The record is from RefSeq and is a predicted model, not a curated record. Gene Ontology annotation, molecular function: protein binding.
GCUGCAUACCCAUAUUUAUUUAUUUACAUGUACGGGCUGAUCAAAACAAAACAUUCCGACUUUAAAACAUUGUAAAACAAGCAGAAAAAACAAAAUAAUUUUAUUUUUUUAUUAGCUUAUUUUAGUUUGGCCAUUUAUCUUGAGUACAGAAUGAUAAGGAAAUGAAAAUGUACGUUUUACGUCUCUUUUGUGGUGGUCUUUAGGCAGGCUCAUGUUAUUCAUCCUGCUGUGGGCUCCUGGCCUUUCCUCCCCGUGGGCUGCGGGGAGAUUUGGGGGCUCCCUGGGGGUGCACUGUGGGGCUGGCUGGUCCCUGGGGUGGCUCCAGCCCCCUCUCCCACAAAACCAGGCAGGGCUUUGCUGGUUCCAGGCACCCCGGGGCACUCCGAGCUCCCCCAGCCCGCGGGGGCUCUCGCCACAGGGGCUUUGUCCCCAGCCUGGCUCUGCCUGCAGCGGUUCCACGCUGUGCCCAGAUAACUGCAGUGUGCAGCUCUGCGUGCAGGAGAUAAUCUGGAGACACCAAAUGGGUGUGUGGGAGGAGAUCUGUGCGCUGGGCUGGGCUGCAUUUAUAUAAGGAGGGGGGAGGCUGUGUUUUCUUCUAUAUCCCAACCUGCUGAAAGCCUUGUUUGUUUUGAAAGGAGGGAGAAUCCCCUUGGAGAGGGGGCCUGGGUGCUGGAGGCCCCCAGGUGGGUGUGCACGGGCAGAGCACGAUGCCGUUCUUGCACGGCUUCCGCAGGAUCGUCCUGGAGUACCAGCCCCUGGUGGAUGAGCUCCUGGGGCUGCUGGCCACGCCCGACAUGGAGAGGCAGAGCUCCCUGGAGAGCCCUGCCUGCCUGGACAGUGACAGGAGCCAGCUCUCAGCUGUGCGAGGAGUCCUGGAGAGGGAGACCCACUCCCCAUUUUAUCAGGAAGGUGUGAACUAUGCCCUGCUGAAGGUCAGCGAGCUGGGGCUUGUCCCUGCUGCAGAAAUCCUCCUGGAAUUUGGUGCUGACCUCAGCUUUGAAGACCCAAUCACCUACUACACCCCCCUGCACAUCGCGGUGCUGCGUAACCAGCUGGACGUGGUGGAGCUCCUGGUGCGCCACGGCGCCGACAUCAACCGCCGAGACCGGAUCCAUGAGAGCAGCCCCCUGGACCUGGCCAGCGAGGAGCCCGAGCGGUUGCCGUGCCUGCGGCGGCUGCUGCAGCUGGGGGCCGACGUCAACGCCGCUGACAAGAACGGGAAGACAGCACUGCUGCAUGCCCUGGCCAGCAGUAACAGUGGCCAGAUCCACAACACUGACAACAUCCGUCUCCUGCUGGAAGGAGGUGCAGAUGUCAGGGCUGCCACCAAAGAUGGUGACACUGUCUUCACCUAUGUCAUCUACCUGCUGGGAGAGAUGGUAUUCAGCUACACCAAGGAGCAGGCCGAGGACAUCGAGCGCUUCUGCUUCUGUGUCACGCAGCUGCUGCUGGCCCACGGUGCCAACCCCAGCGAGUGCCCAGCCUCAGAGUCCCUCACACACUUCUGCUUAAAAAGCUUCAAAGACUACUUCCCAAUGCUGCGGUUCUUGCUGGAGUCAGGUGCUGCCUACAACUGCUCCCUCCACGGUCCCUCGUGCUGGUCCGGCUUCCACAUCGCCUUUGAGCGCCUCUGCUGGCACCUCAGUCGCUCCGAAGAUGAAACCUAUUUCACAGAUCUCAUCCAGAAGGGUCAGACUCUGCUGGAGCUCAUGAUGGCCAGUUCACAAGCCAUCCAGCUGCCCAGUAAUUUUGAGGUGAACACCAGCAGCUGUAGGUUCCAUGGAGAGAAGGUUCAGACUCUGUUCUGCUCUCUGAAGCAGCUGGAGCGCUCGCCACAGGCACUGAAACACCUCUGCAAGGUGUUCAUCCGGCAGUGCCUGAAACCGUGGCCAGUGGAUGACAAAAUCAAAGCUCUGCCUCUCCCAGACCGGCUGAAGUGGUACCUCUGCAUUGACCAUGCUGCUGCUGGGCACGAGGGCCUGUGAGCCUGACAGUGCCUCUGUCUGCUCCCUCCCCAGUCCUGCUGUGCCUACAGCCAGCAUGUCUCUGCUCUGAGACAGUUUUCUCUGCAGCAGGAGGUGCUGCCUGAGUCCCUCUCUGUGGCAUUCCCGGGGUUUUCUUGGGCACAACGUCACACGUGUUUGUUAAGGUCUCGUUGCUCUGGGGCACAUCAUGGGGAGGCAGGCAGAGCUCCUGGGCAUGGGGGAGCUGGAUACUGGGGCUGGUUUGGAGGGAGAUUAAGCAAAGGCCUGGGGGCAGAAUCAGUGGGCUGGGGGCUGUGACUGGACAAGCAGCCUGUCCCCUCUCUCCCAGCUCUGCCGUGGGUGGGUGAUGCAGUGCCUUAGUGUCCAGAGGAGUUGAGAGAUGCCUCGGGGUGCUGGGAGAAGGAAGAGGUGUUCUGGCUUUCCUGCCUCUGGUUCUGGUGGUGGAAGCAGGUCCAGCAUCAUCCUGUGGAUGUGGAUGCCUUCCUUGCUCAGUGUGGACUUCUGACACUGGGAAUGGGAGUGAAGGGAAGCGGGGCUGGGAACGGUGCUGGACUGCUUCCCACCCUCUGAGUUUCUGCACCCCAUCCUGGCACAGAGGACCAUCCACCAAGGACAUCUGAGAGUUACUGGGCUCCAAAACACACAAUGGAAUGUUUCCUGACUUCAUGGUGUGUUCCCUGUGCAAGGAUGAGGAAUGGGCUGUCAGCAGCUGAGUGCCUUGUGCCUCCUUCCCCAUUCCUUGGCUCUUUCCAUUGGUGACCACUCCCAGGAUCUUCUUCAGUGCCUCCUUCCCAGGAACAAGAAAUUGCUGCACAUGGAGGGCUGAUGUUCCAGCCUUGCCACAUCUGCCUGGCUCCCUUUCUAGGCACCUGCUUCCUCAUGACAUGCCAAAGCCUGGCAGGAGCUGAACCCCACACAGUUUUGUUGGUUUGUUUGUUUUUCAUGGGGAACAGAUGUAGAAGAUGAAGAGGAAGAAUCUGUUCUGAUUACAGACACUUUGUAUCUGAGAUUCACUGGCAGUUGGAACUGGAACUGUGUGUCCUGAUGAACUGGUGCUUAAAAAAAAUCCAAUAAUGUGAUCAAGUUCUGCCCCGGAAUGGGAACUGAACCAUUAAACGAGGCCUUCUAUAAUAACACCAGGGGCUUGUUUUUACUUAGGAGAAGUGGGCUGAAGGACAGAAACAAGGGGAUGGCUGGAGGGUCGAGCUGCAGCAGACUCUGCACUGGGCUCACCCUUGGCAUGCUGCUGUGCCACCUUGGGUCAGUGGCCAGACUUGGGUAAAUGAAGGGAAUAUAACCAAAGAGGAGAUGGGAGUGUUUAAAGCCAGGGGAUACUGUGGGGUGCUGGGGGAGCAGCUGCAGCGUCACAGCCAUGGGGCUGGAGGUGAUGGGCAGGUCUGGGAGCAGCUCAGACCACACCAGUACACUCCUAGAAAUUGCAAGGCUUUGUUUGGGAUACCCUUAUCCCUGGAGGAGGAUGUGGGGGACUCGGGGUUACACACACCUCCCUUUUUGUUGCCCAUGUAGGAGAUCUGCCCCCUCAAAGCCCCAGAACCCAGUGCUGCCUCCCCACACCACCGCAGGGGAUCAGCAGAGGCUUCUCCCCUUUGCCUUGCCCAGCUCACUGCUGAGCAGCAGGAAGGGGUGAAACACCCGAGCAAAGAAUGGAGCCCAGUCCAUCCAAAGGUGCCCCAAGCUCCUGUUCAUGAGCAGGAGUCCUGUGCACUGCAGUCAGCAACCUGCAGCU